This is a messenger RNA of Diplodia corticola, 6927 nucleotides long. Its product is annotated as lovastatin nonaketide synthase. Gene Ontology annotation, molecular function: fatty acid synthase activity; 3-oxoacyl-[acyl-carrier-protein] synthase activity. Lineage: Eukaryota; Fungi; Ascomycota; Dothideomycetes; Botryosphaeriales; Botryosphaeriaceae. The record is from RefSeq and is a predicted model, not a curated record. Gene Ontology annotation, biological process: secondary metabolite biosynthetic process; fatty acid biosynthetic process. The transcript is spliced from 7 exons. Bases 1 to 6927 code for a protein of 2308 amino acids.
AUGCCGCUUAUCCAGGACACCGAAGACUGCGCGUUGGAGCCCAUCGCCAUCGUGGGCAUGGCAUGUCGGCUCCCCGGGUCAAUCGACUCGGCUUCGGCACUGUGGGAGGCGUUGGAGAAGAAGAAAUCGGCGCAGACUCCGCGCGUGCCCAAGUCCCGGUUCGACAUCGAUGCCUACCUCCACGACAAUUUGGAGCGGCCCGGCAGCUUCAACGUGCCCGGUGGCUACUUCCUCGAUGGGCCGCUAGAGAACUUUGAUCCGACCUUCUUCGGCAUGACGCCGGUGGAAGCCAAGUGGCUCGAUCCGCAGCAGCACAAGAUGCUAGAGGUAUGCUACGAGGCACUCGAGUCGGCGGGCAAACCGCUCGAUUCCGUCUCGGGCAGCAACACGGCAGUGUACGUGGGUAGCUUCACCAGCGACUACCAGCAGAUGUCAACCAGAGAGCCCGACUUCCGCCACAACUACGUUGCAACAGGAGUGGACCCGGGCAUCAUCAGCAACAGGAUUGGCAACACGUUUAACCUGCGCGGACCAAGCUUUACAAUCAACACGGCGUGCUCUUCGUCCAUCUACGCCAUCCACAACGCCUGCCAUGCUCUACGAGCGCGUGACUGUGACGCCGCCAUCACCGGCGGGGUGAACCUCAUCCUUACCGUAGACCAGCACAUGAACACGGCGAAGCUGGGCAUUCUCUCGCCAACUUCGACGUGCCACACGUUUGACGCCUCGGCAGACGGCUACGGUCGAGCCGAGGGCGUGGGCGCUCUGUACAUCAAGCGGCUGUCCGACGCCAUCCGCGACGGCGACCCGGUUCGCGGCGUCAUUCGGUCCUCAGCCGUCAACACCAACGGCAAGGUCCCGGGCAUGGGCAUCACGCACCCGAGCGUCAAGGGCCAGGAGCUCGUCGUGCGUGCGGCCUACGAACGCGCGCGCCUGAACCCCAACAACACGGCCUACCUCGAGUGCCACGGGACCGGCACGCCUGUGGGGGACCCCAUCGAGGUGCGGGCCGUGUCGAAUGCCAUGAACGACACUAGGCCACUGGACAAGCCGCUGCGCGUGGGCGCGAUCAAAGCCAACAUCGGCCACAGCGAAGCGGCGUCUGGCAUCUUUGCGGUGAUGAAAGCGGCAUUGAUGACGGAAAAGGCGGUGAUUCCCGGCGUGUGCGGGCUGAAGACGCUCAACCCGGCCAUCCGCGAGGCGGAAUGGAACGUCAAGGUGCAGGCGGACACGGUGCCGUGGCCCAAGGACCCGUCGGGCGUGCGCCGCGCGAGCGUCUCCUCGUUCGGGUACGGCGGGACCAACGGCCAUGUCAUCGUCGAGAGCGUCGAGUCGCUGUACCCGUGGUACCACCACGGCGCCGCCAAGCAGGACGCGGCGUACGAGCACUCGACCGCCCGCCCGCUGCUGGUCACGCUGUCGGCGCACGACAAGACCACGCUCGCCCGCAACAUCGAGGCCCACGCGCGCGUCGCGCCCCGGUACUACCUGGCGGACCUCGCCCACACUCUCAACACGCGCCGCUCGCGCUUCGCCACGCGCGCCUUCGCCGUCGCGCGCGAGGGCCGCGAGGCCGACGACUUGGCCUUGUCGCGCUUCUCCUUCGGCACAUGUGCGGGCACGGCGGCGUCGCAGCAGAAGCUCGGCUUCCUCUUCACCGGCCAGGGCGCGCAGUGGGCGCGCAUGGGCGCCGAAGCCAUGGCGACCUUCCCGGCCUUCGCCGGCACCAUUAAGGCGCUGGACCGCGUGCUGCAGCGCCUGCCGGAGCCGCCGUCGACGACGCUGGAGGAGGCGCUCCUGGCCCCGGCCGAGGCCAGCCGCGUCCACGACGCCGAAGUGUCGCAGCCCGUGUGCACGGCGGUGCAGAUUGCCAUUGUGGACCUGCUGGCCCAGUGGCAGGCGGUGCCGACGGCGACGGCGGGGCACUCUUCGGGCGAGAUCGGUGCGGCGUACGCGGCCGGGCUGGUGUCGGCCCCGGAGGCCAUCCUGGCGGCGUUCCUGCGCGGCCGCGCGGUGCAGCAGCACUCGCCGUCGGGAGCCAUGCUGGCAGCGGGCCUGGGCGCCGUCGACGUCGCGCCGCACCUCGACGGCAUCGACGACAUCGUGAUCGCCUGCGAGAACUCGCCCAGCAGCGUCACGCUCAGCGGCACGCAGGCGGCCGUGGAUGCGGUCAAGGCACGGCUGGACGCCGCCGGCGUCUUCGCCCGCGCGCUGCGCACCGGCAGGGCGUACCACUCGCCGCAGAUGGAACGCGUUGCCCCCCACUACAACCGGGCGCUCGCCGAUGCCGUGCGCCAGCUCGGCCCCCACGACGCGGAGUGGCGGCAGCCGCGUGCCCGCAUGUUCUCGUCCGUCACCGGCAAGGAGGUGCUGGAGGACACGCUGGGUGCCGAGUACUGGAGCCGGAACCUGCGCAGCCGGGUCCGCUUCGACGACGCCGUCAAGGCGCUGGGCACCGCCCCCGAGCUGGCCGACCUGACGACCUUUGUCGAGGUUGGGCCGCACAAGGCGCUGGCCGGCCCGUUCCGCCAGAUCUGCCAGGCCUACGGCUUCGACCGCGCGGUGCACAUCCCGACCCUCGAGCGCAACGCCGACUGCGCGGUCCAGCUGCUCAGGACGGCCGGCGCGCUCUUCGCCACCGGCUACGCCGUCGAUCUGGAGGCCGUCAACGCCGAGCCGGGGCAGGGCCUGGCCGGCAAGCACAGCACGCCCUCGGUGCUGGUCGACCUGCCGCCGUACCAGUGGAACUACGACAAAGUCCACUGGUCGCAGCCACGCCUGAGCGCCGAGGCCCGCACCCAGAAGUACCCCAGGCACGACCUGCUGGGCCGCAAGCAGCUGGGCGGCUCCGAGAACCACCUGGCCUGGCGUAACGUGCUGCGCCAUCGCGAUGUGCCGUGGCUGGGAGACCACGCGCUCGGCAAGGCCGCCGUAUUCCCCGCUGCCGGCCAUCUGUCCGCCGCAAUCGAGGGCCUCCGCCAAAUCAGCGAGCAGAAGGGAGUCGAGGUCGAGAGCGUCACGCUGCGCGACAUUUCCAUCAAGACGGCGCUGGUGAUCCCCGAGGACGAGGGUGUCGAGGUCGAGAUCCGCCUCACAAAGUCGACCGCUUCGUCGCCCGAGUGGUAUUCGUUCGCCGUCGAGUCGCUCCGGGAUGGCAUCUGGACGGUGCACAGCCAAGGGAAACUGGCGGCGAACUUGAAGAAGUCGGGCGCCACGGCCCAUCCGGUGAAGCCCGAGAGCCUUCCCGACCGCGUGGCGGCCAAGACCUGGUACAACGCCUUCGACCGCGUCGGCUUCGAGUACGGCCCCAGCUUCCAGCAGCUGGCCACCGUGCGGACGGACGGCAAGGCCAACCACGCCGCAGCGGCAGUGAACAUCCUCACCGAGAGCGGGCUCAUGGACGGCGAGUCGCGGUACAUACUGCACCCGUCAACCAUCGACGCGUGUCUGCAGCUGAUCAUCAUCUCCAUCCACGCGGGCAAGCAUAAGACGAUGCCAUGGGGCGUCGUGCCCAUUGGCAUUGCCGAAACCACGCUGUGGUUCCCCGGCGCCGCGACCGUCAACACCGAGGGCGAGGCGGUUGCGUGGACCGACGAGCGCGACGGCCGUCACUUCAACACCCACUCGAAGCUUUUCACCGGCGCCGGCCAUCUUCUGCUGGACGUCCAAGGGCUGCGCUGCGUCUCGUACGAAGCGGCCAUCCCGCCUUCGUCCGGCCUGGAGCUGCCGCCCCAGCCGUACUCGCACGAGAUCUGGAAGCCCGACAUCGCCACCCUCACAACCCCCGCGGCCGUGGAGCUGUAUCCUGGAAUUGCAUCUACCGAGGACACAAUCACCAAGACAGUCGAGCUGCUGACCCACAAGCAACCCGUGACCAGGGUGGCCAUACUUGCAGCUGCGCCGACGGUCUUGGCCGCAGCUCUCCGCCCCCUCCUCCCAGAGGGCGCUUCGAUCAUUGCCAGCCCUUCGGCCGAGGAGGAGGAGCAGACCGAAGGGCUGAUUGACGGCCAGCUGGAUCUCGAGCAGGCCAAGGGCAGCAACCUCGACCUCGUUGUAGUCGGCAAGGGCUUUGCCGACGCCAGCACGCUGCUGAAAAGCGAAGCGGCCCUAUCGACGACGGGCGCCAUCAUCGUCUGGAGCGACGCUCAGUCAGGCGACGACGCGGCCACAAGCGUUGGCAAGUCGGGCCUGCGGGCACCCAGCCUCCGCUUCGACCUGCCCGAUGGCACGGUGGUGUUGGCGACGCCUCGACAAGAGCCGACCGGGCACGCGCAACAGCAGCAGCCUCUGCAGGUGCUCACGACAAGGCCGUCCGGGGCGUCGGCGAGCGCGCUGGUCGACGCCCUGGCGGCCCACGGCGUCGCGGCGGCCGCCAAAGACGUGGCCGAGGCCGACCUGACCAACACGCCGGCCUUCGUCGUCGACGACACGAGCGGCGACCUCCUGCUCGAGCCCGACGACGCCGUUUUCGCGGCGCUUCGAGCGGUGCUCACGUCGGGCGCGCCCGUGGCCUGGGUGACGGCCGGCGUCAACGACGCGACGACGUCCGGCAACGUGGGCGGCGCCAUGGCCAAAGGCUUCCUGCGCGUCGUGCGCUCCGAGCACGCCGCCGCGCGCGUCCUCCUCGUCGACGUGGACGGCGUCGAAGCGGCAACAACGUCACCGACGGCCGCCGCGCUGCUGGCCGCGAAGCUCGCCCACGCGCCGCCGCCGCCCACCAAGGACUCGGGCGCCGACGUCGAGUUCUGGCUGCACCGGGGCGUCUGGCACGUCCCGCGGCUCGCGCCCGACGACGAGCGCAACGCCGAGGUGCGGGCCGACGCGGGGCUGGUGGACGCCGCGACGGUGCUGCGGCCGGGCGCGGCGCUGCAGGGCCGGCCCGAGGGCGCCGGCGGCACGCUGGUCUUCGGCCCCCGGGACGACGACGAAGAGGAUGACGCCAAGGCCGUCUCCAUCCAGGUCGGCUGGGCCGAGCACGACGCCGCCUCCAGCGGGCCGACGGUGGUUGUCGGGACACGGGCGCAGGCGGCGGACGGCAGCGGCAGCGGCGGCGGCAGCAGUGCGGCCUACACGUGGGACCGCCUCAGCACCGUCGUGCGCGUGCCGGCCGACGCUGUGGCACCGCUGGACGGCCUCGACGGGCCGACGGCUGCGGCGAGCCUCGGCGCCGUCGGCGAGGCGGUGCACGCGCUGCUGGACACGGCGGCCGUGCAGCCGGGCGCGCGCGUCGUGGCGGUCGAGCCGGACGCGCGCCUGCUCCGCGCCCUGGCCGGGCUGGCGGCCGUCGUCGGCUUCGAGCUGCGGGCCGUGGCCGGCUCGGCCGAGGACAAGGCGCGCUACGAGGCCGUGGCCGGGCUGGCGGCCGACGCCGUGGCGCUGGCCGGAGACGUCUUCUCCGGCGCGGCCGCGGCGCCGCACGUCGUCGUCGCUCAGAAGGUGUCGCCGGCGGUGCAGGAGCUCUGGCGGUCCGUCGGCGCGGCCGGCAAGCUCGUUGUCGUUGCCGACGGCGGGCUGGACGAGCCGCUGGACAUGGCGCCGUUCGCGCGCGGCGCGUCCGUCAGCGUCUCGUCGGUCCGCAGCCUGGCCAAGCACCGCCCCGAGGCGCUGGGCGGCCUGCUGCGCCGCUCGGUCGACUUGCUGAAGCGGCACGGGGGGCUUCUUGCCGAGGCCGACGUGGCCGUGCGUGAUGUGGCGUCGCUUGCCGGCGACGUGGGCGGGCGUGUUGUUGUGGCCUACGAUUACGGAAAGAGCCUUGUGCAGGCCCGCAAGUACCCGGCGCGGCUCACCUUCUCGCCGCAGGCCAGCUACCUGCUCGUUGGCGCGCUGGGCGGGCUGGGCCGAAGCCUGGCGGCGUGGAUGGUGCAGCGCGGCGCGAGGCACCUCGCCUUCCUCUCGCGCUCGGGCGCCGACAAGCCCGAAGCGGCGGCCGUGGUUGCGUCGAUUGAGCAGGCCGGCGCCACCGCGCACGUGUUCCGCGCCGAUGCCUCCAGCGAGGAGCACGUCGUCCGCGCCGUCGCCGAGCUGCAGGCCAGCGGCCGCCCGAUCAAGGGCGUCGUGCACGCGGCAAUGGUGCUGCAGGACGCCAUGUUCGAGCGCAUGACGCUGGCGCAAUACCUUGCCGCCGUGCGCCCCAAGGUGCUCGGCGCCCGCAACCUCGACCGCGCCCUGCAGGGCGUCGAGCUCGACUUCUUCGUCGCCACCAGCUCCAUCUCGGCCACCCUGGGCAAUCCGGGCCAGGCCAACUACGCCGCCGCCAACAGCUACCUCGACGCCCUGGCCGCCCACCGCGUCGCCCGCGGCCAGCCCGCCACCUCGCUCAUCCUGCCCAUGGUCCGCGAGGUCGGCGUCGUGGCCGAGAGCGACGGCAGCCUCGAGGCGAGCCUGCUGCGUAAGGGCAUGUACGGCAUCGACGAGGCCGAGAUGCUGCGCGCCUUCGAGACGGCCAUGACGCCGCGCAGCAGCAGCAGCAGCAGCAACGCUCAGCUCGUGCUGGGCCUCGAGCCCGCGCGCCUCGCCGAGACGGCCGUGACCGAGUCGUACUGGUACGCCGACUCGCGCCUCGCCGGCAUCCGCGCCACCGUCGAGCGCCUGGUCGCCUCGUCGUCGCCGUCGUCGUCGUCGUCAUCCGCCGGCUUCGCCGCCAAACUGCAGGCGGCCCAGACGCCUGACGAUGCUGUCGCCGCCGUGGCCCUGCACAUCAUGGAGCGCUGUUCGGGCAUCCUGCUGCGCGGCGUCGACGAGUUCGACGUCGCCGGCCCGUCCAUCGCCAGCUACGGCCUGGACAGCAUGAUUGGCGCCGAGCUGCGCAACUGGCUGUUCCGCGAGUUCGGCCUCGACGUGCCGUUCCAGGACUUGCUGGCUCCGACCCUGAGCUUCAAGGAGCUGGCGAUCAAGGUUGCGGCGAAGCUAGGGUUGCUGGGAGAGUAG